GUAUAUGCUUGAGGGGGAGUGAGAGAGGGAGAGGGAAGGAGGAUCUUGCAAAGGUUGCUCUUUUCUCUAUAAAACAGUCACAAGUGAGACAGACAACAACUGAGUGUGUGCAAGGAUAUUUAGAUAACUUUAGAUAGAUACAGGUUAUAUAGUAAGCAAGCUAAAUUGGUGAGGGAGACAAGGAAGAGAUCAGAAGGAGAAAGGAAAAGGGAAGAGAAACCAUAGCAAUAAUAAUAACAAAGGAAGGCAAGAAUAAUAUGGGGAGAGGAAGGGUGGAGCUGAAGAGGAUAGAGAACAAGAUCAACAGGCAGGUGACCUUCGCCAAGCGGCGGAACGGUCUCCUCAAGAAAGCUUACGAGCUCUCCGUGCUUUGCGAUGCCGAGGUUGCCCUCAUCAUCUUCUCCACUAGAGGAAAGCUGUACGAGUUCUGCAGCUCCUCCAGCAUGCUCAAGACCUUGGAGAGGUAUCAGAAAUGUAACUAUGGAGCGCCGGAGCCUAACACCAUGUCAGCUCAGGAAGCCCUGGAACUAAGCAGUCAGCAGGAGUAUCUGAAGCUUAAGGCGAAAUACGAAGCCCUGCAGCGGACCCAAAGGAAUCUUAUGGGAGAAGAUUUAGGCCCUCUGAGCACGAAAGAGCUCGAGUCGCUCGAGAGGCAGCUAGAUGCUUCAUUGAAGCAGAUCCGCUCCACCCGGACUCAGUCGAUGUUAAAUCAGCUCACUGAACUCCAGCGCAAGGAACACCUACUCAACGAGGCAAACCGGACUUUGAAGCACCGGUUGAUGGAAGGGUACCAGCUCCAGAUGAAUCCUGCGGGGGCAGAAGAUCAUCAGCAACACCAACAUCAUAUGGCUUAUGGCGUGCAUCAUCAUCAGUCCCCGCAUCAACCUCCCGGCAAUGGCGCCUUCUUUCACCCCUUAGACUGUGAACCUACUCUGCAGAUUGGGUAUCAGCAUGAUCCCGGAUCAGUAGUAACGGCAGCAGGUCCGUCUAGUGCUACUAAUUUCAUGCCAGGAUGGUUGCCCUGAUAAGCUGGGAGGCAGCCAUAAGGUUUAUGCAGGAUAUGUGGCUUGGUCUUUUUUCAUUUAGAUUAUAUUGCGGAGCAUUCCAACAUCUGUUGCCAAGCUUGUAAUUGACCUUUCUAGUUGUGUCCCUACGACCCAACAAAUUAUUACAUGUAAUGUAAUAAUCGUUUGGACUUUUUUCUUGAAAAUUACGGCUCAAACAUGUGGAGAUUGCUUGAUUAAUAAUUAUAAUUUAUGUCUUUGCAUGUCCA
Punica granatum (pomegranate) is the source of this 1273-nucleotide messenger RNA. NCBI's taxonomy places the organism in Eukaryota, Viridiplantae, Streptophyta, Magnoliopsida, Myrtales, Lythraceae. The record is from RefSeq and is a predicted model, not a curated record.